Fusarium redolens is the source of this 2280-nucleotide messenger RNA. RefSeq lists its product as uncharacterized. The record is from RefSeq and is a predicted model, not a curated record. NCBI's taxonomy places the organism in Eukaryota, Fungi, Ascomycota, Sordariomycetes, Hypocreales, Nectriaceae. Bases 1 to 2280 code for a protein of 759 amino acids. The transcript is spliced from 3 exons.
AUGAGAAUCCCGCGGAGUACCCUCACGGCCAACCAGGGCCGUUGUUUCGAAGCUUCCCAAGUUACAUCUCAUGUGACUCGCGGAGGCGAGAUAGCCAGUGCAAUUUUCAACAAGUGGGAUGAUGCUGAAGGGACCUGCAUCAACGUUUCCGAAGACGUUGGCCGACUCGAACACCCGCCGCCUCUCAAAGAGCUGCCCAGCCGGAAGGUACUCAAGCUGAUAUGUCUCCGUGAGGCAUGGAAACGAGGCCUUAUUGACCCUGGACACCAUGUCCAAGAAAUUCGGAAGUUGGGAAGUGAACAAUAUGCCUUGCAGCUCCUCGAGAGCAUGGAAAAGACACUCGAGCUGUCCCCAGAACCUAGCCGCAAUCUCGAAGAACGUAUUGAUCUCACCAAACAGCGUCUCCGUCUUCUACAAUGUCCGCAAGAUAAGUGGCCAAAUCACAACGAGCCAAAAUUCAGCGUCUGGGGUGGCUUGGUAGUACUGGAACACUACGAAACGCAUGAAUCCAAUUUCUUGGACUGGCCCUUAAAGUAUCUUGACAGCCACGCGUUGAUCUUCACUGCACAAGCAUUCGGCCGCCUUGGAUACAUGUUUCCAUCCAACAUAGAUCUUGAUAAGGUUUCAAGCUUUUUCAAUGUUCUUAUCUGCAUUCACCAAGACAGCCUUGCGCAUGCUGCUACCAGAAGGCUGAAUUUGACCAUGAACCCCAAUUCAUGCAACCAAUGGCUGGUAGAAGCUCUUGGCCUUUGUUCCAGAUCAGACUACCAAAGAUAUAUCCCCAAGAUUGUUGGCUUGAAUUUGCAAUUCGGUAGCGAGUUUGGCCUUAACAGCGAUAGGAUCCUUUGGUUGCCGCCAGCCCCUGAAGCCAGGAGUAAAGACCAAAUCUUCAAAACCACUUGUGUAGGAACGCGUGAAGCGUCCAGUACCUUGUUGAGAGAUUAUAGGGAGCUUGAAGGAGAACACCAUCUCCUGAAAGUCCCUGAUGAUUUUUCGUUCUGGAGCUUUGUUCGUCGACUUCAAGAUUUCCCCCAAACGACAACAAGCAUUGUAGACUGGCCAAAUCGCAACGCUGGUGUCGCAGCCAUCCGAUAUAUCAUUGAGUGCUACCACGCUUUGGGAUACCAGGCUUCAGUGAAAGAUGUAUUGGUGGAUGAUCCAAUAAGGGUACUGUCCAACAUUUACUUCAUGUCUGCUCAGAAGUCGGCAGCACACGGCCGAUAUGACCAACUCAAGACUCCGCCAUCCUCAGAAUGCGGGGGUAUAAUUGAAGAGACCUCCGAUCUGGAGCAAUCAAUUACCGGAACUCCUCCAGAGGAACGAGGGGUUCAGACUGCAGACGACUUGACCUUGUGCGAAUAUGGACACAACAGAGUUGCGACAUGUGCGAAUUUGACCUCCAUUAGCUUGGACUCCUGGAGAAACAGGAGAGAUUCCCACCAAGGCGAUGAUGUUGACCUUGCUGCUCUGCUACGAGCCUGCCACCUCUUAUUUCGCGCAGAGGAAGACGAGGCUAGGCGUGGCAGGAGGAAGGCUGAGCCAUGUAUAAAAUGCACCUGGGAAGAUGGUAUCGAGAACCAGCACGGCGUAGAAUGGGCCAUUUCACAAACCGAAUCACUGCUGUCGAUGAGCCAUUUGCCUGAUCAUACGCUAUAUCACCGGAUGGCGGCCUGCGAGGAAAAACUGAAUGUUCAGAACCUCUCAAAACUGAAGCCUGACUGUUUGUUUAAAUCUAUCAGACAGGUCAUUACCGUAUUGAAUUUCACCCAUCGUUUCCGCUUAAAAGAGAAGGAUGAAUCUGAUGUAUAUGAGGAUGCCCAGGCGCAGACUCUCUUUGCUGUUUCUUGCCUCUCAGAGUUGAACCGUAGCCCUCCAGAAGACUUGCAGUCUCGGCUUCUUGAGAUCUUCAACAAAAUCAUAGUUGAGAACGACCGUCAAACCAGACAGUGGAUACAAAACUGGCCGAUCAACGACGUCCCUACAAGUGGACUUGUGCCGCUCGAUAUAGGAGACUCUCAGGAGCAUGAGGAUAGAUUGUCAGGGAAGAAGAAAGCAGUUCCCCUGGCAUUUUUCAGCAUUGGCCUACUCCCACUGGGUGCUGCUGUGGCCCGGUUGGCCCUCUUGAUUACUGGGCUCAAAAAGCCUGGUAAGUCAUUCCUGUUGGCUCAGGGAACGGUCUUCUUGAGAUCAGCUUCGUCAUCACCUUCGGUUCAGUACCAAAUUUUCGCAAAUCCAUCGAGCACUACGUGCCUAGGGUAUUCGAAAACUCACACCCUCUGA